Xenia sp. Carnegie-2017 is the source of this 1076-nucleotide messenger RNA. Its product is annotated as RNA transcription, translation and transport factor protein-like. Gene Ontology annotation, cellular component: tRNA-splicing ligase complex. Lineage: Eukaryota; Metazoa; Cnidaria; Anthozoa; Malacalcyonacea; Xeniidae. Gene Ontology annotation, biological process: tRNA splicing, via endonucleolytic cleavage and ligation. The transcript has 9 exons. The record is from RefSeq and is a predicted model, not a curated record. Gene Ontology annotation, molecular function: RNA binding. The coding region runs from base 88 to 840 and encodes 250 amino acids.
ACCAGGGGCUCCGUUAUAUUUUUGACAUUUUAAAACAAUUUUGGUGAAUUACAUAUAGUUAUUUCGCUUAAAUUUGAACAAUUGUCAAUGUUUAGUCGUAAAUUAAAGGCUUUAGGCUAUCACAGUCACGACUGUUUUGAUGUUAAUGAACAAAAGCAGUUCUCUGCGGUUAUUGUGUGGUUGGAAGAUAUCAAAAUUCGCCUUUACAAGAUCGAGGAGCGAACUUUAUUAAGGGCAACGGACCAUAAAGAUUGGCCUUUGGCAUUUAAGCAGUAUAUUGCGGAUUUGGAAUGUCCUGUAAAUUCUGAAAGAAAAGAGCAAGUACUUGACUGGCUUCUAGGUCAUGCCAUUCGACUUGAAUAUGCUGACAAAGCUUCACAAAUAAAUGAAAUGUGGAUGGACCAAAAGGCCAGAAAACAGCACCAAAAGAAUAACUCUGUUGAAACUGAGGAUUCCAUAUGGAACAUUCAAGUUGAUGAUCCCAAUUUGAAAGCUGGCAUUUUAUCUUUGGCAAGUAUGUUGAAAAUUCCAGAACAUGAUGAUCUGCUUUUAAAAUUACAAGCCAUCCGUGCAAUAAUUGAAAAUAAAAUGACCCCAGAAUCUCAAGCUAAUGCAACAUCACAGAAAAAAUCUGAUCUUAAUGCAAAGUUUCUACAGAAUAUGAGUCUUGGUUUUGAUACUGGAGAUUCAGCUGUCAAUGAAGCUGCAAAAAUUCUUCGUCUUCUUCAUGUCUCUGAACUCCGCGAACUUCAGACGAGCAUUACGCAGGCUAUUGUUGCUGUGCAGUCACAUACAGCUAAUCCCAAAACUGACACAAAACUUGGAAAAGUUGGAGUUUAAACAAGUGAUUGUAUGAAUAAAUGUAAGUCUUGGUAUUUCAAUGUCAUAGUAAUAGCCAAUGGUGGUGCAAAUUGGAUUAUUGUUAGCCGGUUGCAAUAUGGACAUUAUCUGUUGAAAGGAACAAGGAAAAACCUCACGCUAAUGACGAAUUUUUUAUCGAAACUUUAUUCUAAAUUCGAAAAGUUUAUCUCAGAUUCAUGAAAAUGUUAGAAUAAAUAUUUUAAAGGCCACUUUCA